Serpula lacrymans var. lacrymans S7.9 is the source of this 492-nucleotide messenger RNA. RefSeq lists its product as uncharacterized. The transcript has 8 exons. The record is from RefSeq and is a predicted model, not a curated record. Lineage: Eukaryota; Fungi; Basidiomycota; Agaricomycetes; Boletales; Serpulaceae. Bases 1 to 492 code for a protein of 163 amino acids.
AUGUCCGCAAACGCGGACUCUAUGGACUGUUGUCUACAAAGAGGCGCAGAUGGUGCUAGAGGAGAUGAUGCUGGAACCUUGAAGUACAGUGUUGUUGGGUGGUUGACUCAGGCCUUCCAUCCAAUUGACCCUCCUUUGCUGACAAAUACGAAGGACAAUUGUGGGUUCAAACAUGAUGUUACAGAUUAUGACUGGAGUCAAGCUUUCAUCCCAAUUAUAUUUGAAGAAAACAAAGGUGCAUCUUCCAACUCAAUAUGCCAACACAAAUCUUCUCAGGCUAUGAAAGGACAUAUUGCAUCUCUGCUAGGGAAAAAACAUGUCAAACCUUGUGCCAUUGCAUAUGUGGCUGUUCAGUUUGACGGUGAUUUCAAUCUCAAGGAGUUUUAUAAUAAUAUCCUUCAUUGGUUUGAGGGUCCUUGCAAUAAGGUCCACAAAGUGCGAAAAGGUCUUUGGCCAGGAUUGAGAGAUUACAGUUCCGAAGGAGAUGCUUAA